AAACCCGGAAGCGUGGCGUGAUUAGCAACAACAAACCACCUGUCCGCGCGACACCGGACUGCGCGGCUCUGUCGUUGUUCGUCUGUGGCUCGGACCGUGGCAGCUGGCGACAGGACGCCUCGACAGCUCGUCGCGAACAGACGAGGCGUGAACACGGGGAUAAUUCAGGUCUGAGUCCUCAAACGGGUCAAUCAUUUAUCGGCUGCUCUCUGCCUCGCCGUUCUCCUCCUCCACACUCUCGUUAGCUUUAGCCUGCUAGCGCCCCGCCGUGACAAUAUGACACGCGUGUUGGUGGGAGAGCUCUUCCUCAUCGCGUCCUUCUGAAGAGCCAGUUCCGCUUUCGGUUGCCGACCCACUGGAUGAUAAAUCGCCGGACGCUUCCAGUCACAGCUUCACAAACUGCCAUGGAGCCGCACGCCGCCGUGGGCUGCGUGAACAUGGGCAGCCUGACCAGCACCUUGCCGGUGAUCCCCUACCAGAAGCUGACGGACCUGUACUACCUGAGCAGAGGCGGCUUCGGCACCGUGUUCAAGGCGCAGCACUCGGACUGGAGGACCACGGUGGCCAUCAAGUGCCUGAAGCUCGACUCGCCUUUUGGAGAAAGAGAGAGGAACUGCCUGCUGAAGGAGGCGGAGGUGCUCCACAAAGCCAGAUUCAACUACAUCAUCCAGAUCUUUGGCAUCUGCAAUGAGCCCGAGUUCUUCUGCAUAGUCACAGAGUUUAUGAGCAAUGGCUCACUGGACCUGUUGCUCCACGAGAAGGACAUGUACCCUGUUCUCGCGUGGCCUUUGCGACUAAGGAUUCUGUAUGAAAUCGCACUCGGGGUGAACUUCCUCCACAACAUGAACCCACCCCUCUUACAUCAUGACUUAAAGACACAGAACAUUCUGCUGGAUGGUGAAUUUCAUGUUAAGAUUGCAGAUUUUGGCCUUUCAAAGUGGCGCCAGCUGUCUGUCAGCAAAGGCUCAGGGUCCAAGCCCACAGAGAUGGGCGGCACAGUGAUCUACAUGCCCCCGGAGGAGUAUGAGCCAUCCAAGAGUCGCCGCGCCGAUGUGAAAAAUGAUAUGUACAGCUAUGCCAUCAUUAUGUGGGAGGUGCUGUCCAGGCAGAUACCAUUCGAAGAGGUGACAAACCCAAUGAAGAUCAUGUUCAGUGUCCUGCAUGGAAUGCGUCCUGACAUUAGCCUGGACAGCCUGCCCGCUGACCUCCCCAGCAGAGGGACCCUCAUCAGUUUGAUGACCUGCGGCUGGACCGCCAACCCCGAUGAACGGCCGUCCUUCCUCAAGUGUCUGAUUGAGCUGGAGCCCAUGGUGAGAAACUUUGAUGAAAUCGACUUCUUGGAGGCGGUGCUGCAGAUCCAGAGGUCAAAGUUGAGGCAGAGGUCAGGCUGUUGUUUGGCUCAGCCGGUGUGUGAGAAGAGGAGUGCGGAGGGAUCCCUGAACAUGCUGACAGACCGGCCCAGCCCAUGGCCAGAGAGCUCCACCUCCCCCUCAGGCUCAGGCUCCGGCUCCUGUUCCUCCCAGGACACGGACAUUUCUUUACCCGGUACCCUCACUAGCAGUUCUGCAGCGUCUCAAGGUAGCCUUCCGUCGUCAUUCAUAGCUCCUACUCUGGAGCCUCCAGAGUCUCUGAAGGACCAGUGCCAACUCAACAACCUCAACGGCUGUGUCCAUCCCCUGAAUGAUUUGAAUAUUCCCGUCAAACCUGGCGUGCCGGUUACUGAGUGUGAAACUCGGCUGGACAACCUCACCUUCAAGCCACAACCGCAGCCUCUGCAACAAGCAGAUCCCUGUCUUCCGCUGCAGCACUCCCCGCCAUCACAAGGCCCGGUCACUCAGUGGAUUGCGACGCGCCGUGAGGACAUCGUCUCCCAGAUGACGGAGGCGUGUCUGAACCAGAGCCUGGACGCCCUGCUGGCCCGCUCCAUGCUGAUGCGAGAGGAUUACGAGCUGGUGGUGAACCAGCCCACGCGCACCGCCAAGGUCCGCCAGCUCCUGGACAACUGUCAUCGACACAACGAAGACUUCUGCCGCAUUGUCGUGCGCAAGCUCCAUGACAACAAGCAGAUGGGCCUGCAGCCCUACCCGGCGGAAAUAGCCUCCCCCACCACAGCCCUCACCCCCAGCGCGCCGCCACUCUCCAUGUCCUACAAUAUCACCAGGAACAUUUAGCAGCAGUCCCAGACUGUCCAGAUCACAGACUGUGAACUUCACACUACGGUUGACUCGCACUGGUUCCACUGUCAUCAGGUUCGUGUUCAUGUUUCCUGUCUGUUCUUCCCUCAAAAAGCUGAAGAAUGACCCGUUGAGGAAAACGAGUCACAGGAGGUUCAAACCUAUUCUGCUGAUUUGAAAGUAAAUUUCCACUCGUCAAUUACCGACGGGUUUGAUUCUGUGUCAUCAGAACCAAACAAUUUUGACUGAAUCAGUGAUUUUAUUUAACAACAUUAUGGAUUGAAUGAGGAUAUUUUAUUUAUAGUCCUUUCAUACUGAGCGGAUGUAUUACAGGGUUUCACUUUGGUAUGUGACACUUCUUCAGUCUUCAGGACUCGGUGACCGUUAUUUAUAUGGGCGAAAAGUUUUCUGUGUGAGUGCGUGUAAACUUCCAACAUCCUUGAUGCACUCAGUUGAUCUGAGCAAGUGACGGGAGGACUGUUAACAUGCUGUGAAACCUGCAGCAAAAAUAAGAUUUAUACUUUGUAGCAAUCUAAUCUUCACAUAUGACGUAGUUAUUAAGUUAAGUUUCCUGAUGGCUCUGCUGAUUUACCACCUGAGCCAAGUGGCUGUCAGAGCGGGUCUGUCUUCUGUUUGAAGCACAAGACCUUUUAUAAAUCAGUAAAAUAACACAGUUCAGAGUCAGAGCUAUUGAUGUGUUCUUAAACGUCAACAGCUUCUCGCAUGUUGGGAGUGAGUUGAGAUGUUGGCAGAGCGUGGUCGUGUGACUGUACGGAAAGCGUUCCUUCCCGGCUGGGUUUUUUUUUUGAGAUAAAGAGAGUGGCAGGGACGCGCAGCAGAGAGGAAGAUGAGAUCAUAACAUGACACCCACAGUGAGAGGGAUGUGAGUGUGUCUGCAUGUCACAUGUCAAGUUACUGCAUUAAAAGUGGAACAAGAUGAUCUAAACACUGGUUCGUCCCAUCAGUGGGGGCCCCCCCCUCGCAGGAUUCACGAUGAUGUUUAUCUUGUGGACACUUCAGGCGUCACAGUUCCUCCCUGCACUCUGAGCUGAUACAAGUGCAACACAAAAACAGAAACCUUUAACCUGCUGCGCGUGUCGCACUGUAAAAAAAAAACAAGUCUAAGCAGCCACUCUGCUCUGUUUAUUUUGUACUGUAUCUGUGCUGCCUAAAAAUAACAGUAACACAUGUUCUUCUGCCUUUUUAGCCUAAAAAUGUGUUCAUUGUCAUACUCGCAUUAAAACAGUUGCACUGGUGUAUAUCUAUAAACAAGUUUAAAUCCUGUUUGUCAA
This is a messenger RNA of Scophthalmus maximus (turbot), 3466 nucleotides long. RefSeq names its product receptor-interacting serine-threonine kinase 2 (gene ripk2). Gene Ontology annotation, biological process: regulation of apoptotic process; positive regulation of canonical NF-kappaB signal transduction; protein phosphorylation. Gene Ontology annotation, molecular function: ATP binding; JUN kinase kinase kinase activity. The coding region runs from base 360 to 2171 and encodes 603 amino acids. NCBI's taxonomy places the organism in Eukaryota, Metazoa, Chordata, Actinopteri, Pleuronectiformes, Scophthalmidae. The transcript is spliced from 11 exons. The record is from RefSeq and is a predicted model, not a curated record.